AAUCAAAAGCUGCGGCGAUCCAAGUUAGGUGAAGUUUUCGAAAGUUUGAUGAUAUUUGAUUUUCACCCGACAAAUUGGCGUCAGCGAGAAGGAUCUGUUAACGAAGGCAAGGCAGGGCCAAAGCUGAAAAAAGUUCGUGGGCCUCUGGAGUUACGGGCCUUUGGAUUAUAACUGAAUCUUCGGCCUUUGGAUGAAUAAGCUCAAAGUCCUAAUCAAGAAACGUAGGCUAAUACGGCCCUAAAUCCUAUUUCCUGGUAAAGGGCAGCAGGUAUAAAAGCCUAGCGGAAGUCAAAAUUAGGAGGCAAACAAACCAACAACUGAACCAUGCUCCAACCCCCUCAAACUCUAAUUCUCAUUCUGAAAAUGGUGAAGAACCCACCUCUCAAAGCUCUCUCGCUCUUUAACUCUUCAAUUGUCCAAGGUCUUCAACACACCCCUGAAUCCAUAGCGUUUUCUCUAGACAUUCUCCUUUCUUCCAACAUGCUCCUACAUUCUCAGUCCAUUAUCCUCCAGAUUAUCUCUGGUAGAAUCUUGUCUCCUUUCUUCACUUCCUUGUCUCUGUUCCAACAUUUAACUCAACCCGACUUGUAUCCCAACUCAAUGAAUCAAACCCUUCUCUAUGAAUCAAUAAUCAAUGCCCAUGUUCAAUCUCAGUUACCUGAUCAAGCCAUAUAUUAUUUCAAUCAAAUGGUAGACAGAAACCUUGUGGUUGGACCCAAUACAUUGAAUAAUAUAAUGAGUUUUCUUAUAAAAUUUGAUUCUUUUGAUAAAGCUUGGAUGCUUUUUACCAAGUCCAAGGGGAGGGUUAAGUUGGACGUUUAUAGUUUUGGGAUAAUGAUCAAAGGAUGUUGCGAGGCAGGUGAUUUAAGCAAAAGUUUUGAGCUUAUAGGUCAGGUAGAAGAAUUGGGUUUGUCUCCAAAUGUUGUUAUAUACACUACUUUGAUUGAUGGGUGUUGUAAAAAUGGUGACUUUGACAAGGCAAAAAUGUUGUUUUGCAGAAUGGAGGAGCUUGGGUUGGUUCCCAAUGAAUAUACAUACACAGUUUUAAUCAAUGGAUUCUUUAAAAAAGGACUUAAAAAAGAUGGCUUUUUGCUAUAUGAGAAGAUGCAGCUCAAUGGGGUGAUUCCUAAUUUAUAUACUUACAAUUGUGUGAUGAAUGAGUAUUGCAGUGAGGGAAAAGUAAAUAAAGCUUUCGAGAUGUUUGGUGAAAUGCGUGAAAGAGGAGUAGCAUGUAAUGUUGUUACAUACAAUAUUUUGAUUGGAGGAUUGUGUAGAGAGACAAAAGUUUGGGAUGCUGAGAAGUUGGUGGAUCGAAUGACGAGGGCUGGUAUAAGUCCAAAUUUGAUUACAUAUAACUCGCUAAUAGAUGGUUUUUGCAACGUUGGAAAGUUCGAGAAGGCUAUGUAUUUAUUUAAUCAAUUGAAGACGAAGGGCCAAUCUCCAUCUUUGGUGACUUAUAACAUUCUCAUUUCUGGUUUUUCUAGAGCAAGAGACUCAGCAGCAGUUGCUGGUUUGGUAAAGGAAAUGGAGGAGAGAGGCAUAAGCCCUUCUAAAGUAACAUAUACAAUCGUAAUUGAUGCAUUCAUUAGAUCAGAAAACACAGAGAGAGCAUUUGAGUUAUAUUUGUUUAUGCAGAAGGCUGGUCUGGUUCCAGAUGUUUAUACCUUUGGUGUCUUGAUUCAUGGGUUGUGCACAAAGGGCAGUAUGAAGGAAGCAGGGAAACUAUUUAAAUCAAUGGACGAAAUGCAGUUGAAGCCCAAUGAUGUCAUAUACAACACAAUGAUUCACGGGUAUUGCAAAGACGGUAGCUCCUAUAGAGCCCUGAGGCUGCUUCAAGAAAUGUGUGAGAAGGGGCUGGUUCCUAAUGUUGCUAGCUACAGCUCUACUAUUGGACUUCUUUGCAAGGAUGGGAAGUGGCAAGAGGCUGAGGCUUUAUUGAAAGAGAUGAUUGAGUCAGGUUUGAAACCCACAGUCUCUAUAUAUAAUCUAAUCUCUAAAGCCAAACACGUUACAUAGUUGAAGAUUCCAAGCACCAUCUUCUGAACGUGAUGCUAUUUGGAAGGAAAUCGAAAGUGUGGAGACAUUCAAUAAAACAUGGAUGUCUGGGGGCUUUAACUAAUAGCCCAAAGCUUUCAUUGUGUGAAGGAGGAUAUCAGAGACUUGUACUAUGAAGGAAAUAGAGGAGACCACAAGUGAAAUGAGGUUUGUCCUAUCUCCUAAAUGCUAUCCAAAAGCUACCAUUUUUGAAGGAGGAGAUCUGAGAUAUCCAAGCAGUGUGGAGUAGUUACUUCAUUUCUGUGUAAGCUUGAUCACUCUGCAUAUUAACUGUUUCAUGUCCCCUUCAUUUUUGUCAAAAAGAUCCUCUAGAUUGACGUUUGAUCAUCUAGUCCGUUACUUUGCAUAUAGCAGAUGCAGGGCUAUGUAAAUUGAACUUUCAAUUUCACUAUUCAAUUUCAUUAGAGAGGGUAAUACUCUUUGAUUAAAUUCAAUUUCUUUUAUGCUGAUUAAAAUGGGAAAAAACCAACGGGGACGUCAAUGGCGACGAAAAUAAAGAAGGGGGACGAA
Messenger RNA from Theobroma umbraticum, 2565 nucleotides. RefSeq names its product Pentatricopeptide repeat (PPR-like) superfamily protein. Gene Ontology annotation, cellular component: mitochondrion. Gene Ontology annotation, biological process: RNA splicing; mitochondrial RNA processing. The record is from RefSeq and is a predicted model, not a curated record. NCBI's taxonomy places the organism in Eukaryota, Viridiplantae, Streptophyta, Magnoliopsida, Malvales, Malvaceae. Gene Ontology annotation, molecular function: protein binding; mRNA binding.